Medicago truncatula (barrel medic) is the source of this 1471-nucleotide messenger RNA. RefSeq names its product UPF0496 protein At1g20180. Bases 111 to 1238 code for a protein of 375 amino acids. NCBI's taxonomy places the organism in Eukaryota, Viridiplantae, Streptophyta, Magnoliopsida, Fabales, Fabaceae. The transcript has 2 exons. The record is from RefSeq and is a predicted model, not a curated record.
AUAUAUAUUGUUUGAGACCAUUCAUUCUUCCAGUUUCAAUAUCAAAUUAAGUUUGAUUCUAAGCAUAUAAAAUUCUUAACAUUUUUUUGUUUCAAUCUAUAUUUUUCUACAUGACAUGUUCUGGGUGGCUUUGUUCUCUUCGGAGAUCAGGUAGAUCACGGAAACAACUUGAUAAGGAAGAAAGCUUGUGUAAGAAGCCAAACGUAAAUGAAGAAUAUCUGGAAACAUUUAGAACAAAGUCUUAUAUUGAAAUAUGCAACAAAGCACAAGGGCAAUUUGGGAAGACAAUCAACACCAAAAGACUCUCUUCAUCUUGUUCAACAUCUUCUCCUCUUCCUCCUAUAUGCCUGAAUCUCACCGAGUCUUUGCUCGAACCCCGACAUGAAAUCAUAACAAACAUGAGACGAAACUUUAAGGUGCAUGAUCUUCUAGUUAACUAUUUCGAUGCUAGCUUAGAAGCAAGUCGUUGUUGUGACACAAUCCUUGAAGGAAUCCACUCAACAAGAAUUUCUUAUACAAGAAUCACACGAGUUGUUAAGUUAAGCAAAAGGGUGCUAAAUGAACAAACAAAGAAAGAUAUCUAUAGAGAGCUUGCUUCAUUUUCAUCAAAAGUACAAAACAACCCUUUGUCCGUUAUUAGUACAAUGCAAUUCGAUAAUAUUCACAAUAGGUACAUUGAACUUCUUCAUAGACUAACAUCAAAGAGAAAGAAAAUUCAAAGAAGAUUAGCAUUGAUUAGGGUUUGCAAGAAAGUUGGAGGAAUUGCUCUUGUUACAUCACAUGGUGCCAUUCUUAUUGCUUUAUUAGUGGUUUCUUUUCAUAGUGUAGUAGGGUUAGUGGCUGCACCAAGUAUUGUAGGUAGUUUGGUUGGUUUGUUCAUAAAGAAAAUCAAAAUUAGGUUAAGAAGAAGUUCUUAUUGUGAAAGACUAUGUGAACAACUUGAUGCUGCUGCAAAAGGGGUUUUUAUAUUGAUAAAUGAUUUGGAUACUAUGAGUAGGAUGGUGAAGAGGUUGAAUGAUGAAGUGGAGCAUAGGAAAAUUUUUGCUGAUGUUUGUGUGAAGAAUAAUGUUGGUAGUAAAUGUGAAAUAUUGAAGAGGGUUAUGAGUGAAUAUCGAGAUCAAGAGUCUAGCUUUUUGGAUCAGUUGGAAGAGCUUGAAGAACAUGUUUACUUGUGCUUUCUUACCAUCAAUAAAUCUAGGAGACUUGUUAUGCAACAAAUUACAGAGAAAAAUAAAUAAAGGGAAAUGCUAAUCGAUGUUUCAGGGUACUGGUUAAGGAAGUAAAGCUUGUUGAUUUGUUAUUUCAAAUCGUUUUUGUUUAUUUUCUUUGAUUCUUCUAAACCCUAGAAUAUGUAAUUAUACAUAGUGAAAAAAGUUACAUACAAAAUUAGUGGAUCAAGUAGAGGUUAUUCUUAUUUGUUUUGCUGUCAAUUUUUAUUGUACAUGGUUGAUAUUGAACCGAACUAAAGAUA